AUGGAUGCUGAUCAGUUGAAGCAGCUGAUGGACCAUCAGAUGAAGAUGGUGGAGGAGAUGAUUAAGGGAAUGUCGACGGCGAAUGCCCAAAUGGUGGCCCUCGCCGUAACCAAAGCCACGGCCGCAGCGAACGUUCCAGCGCAAUCAUCUCAAGUUCCUCUGCCCUCACCGCUUGUGCUCGAGGGUGACAUGGAGGAGAACAUGGAUUUUUUCGAGAAAAGCUGGAACAAUUACGUAAAGGCAACACGGAUGGAUAAGUGGCCAACCACCGACAACCAGCAGAAGGUUAGUUUCCUGUUGUCGGUCAUCGGUGAGCAAGCGAGGAAGAAAUUCUUCAACUUCGAGCUCACGGCAGAUCAAAGCGCCACACCAGAAGACGCUUUGACCGCGAUUCGAGCCAAGGUAACUCCGAAGCGGAAUAUCAUCCUGGACCGGCUUGAGUUCUUUUCCGCGACACAAACGUCACGGGAAACAACGGACGAUUUUUUGACCCGACUCAAGACGCUGGCACAAAUGUCCAAGCUCGGUGAUCAAACCAACAGUCUUGUUACGUACAAACUUGUUACUGCCAACAAAUGGCCCCAGAUCCGCUCCAAGAUGUUGGCCAUCCCAGACAUAACCCUCGACAAAGCAGUGGACAUGUGCCGGGCGGAAGAGAUCACCGCAAGGCGCAGCCUGGAGUUGGCGAUGUUGCCGCCGGAAUCCGACGUAAAGAAGAUCGGCAGGAAGAAGGUCCAGUCCAAGGCGAAACAAUUUCGGUGCAAAUUCUGCGGUGACGCCCAUGAGUUCGUGAAAGGUGCUUGUCCGGCCUUCGGCAAAAAGUGCAAUCGUUGCAAGGGCCGCAACCAUUUCGAGAAGGUGUGCAAGCAGAAGUCCAAGCCAAGCCGAAAGAGCUCGAAGCGCGUGAAGGAGAUCAAGGAUGACAGCAGCGGGACGGAGGAGUACAGUUCUCACGACGACGCCUCAUCGGAGGACAGCGAGGAGGAAGAGUACGAGAUCGGAAAAAUUUUCGACGACUCCGACCGCGGAGGAAGUGUUUCGGCACGAGCUGGAAGUGAAGUUGAACAAAAAGUGGAAGAAAAUCAUAAACCAGUGUUGUUGCCAUCAAAGUUGCGACUGCAGAGCUUCGGUGGGAAUCCCAUCAAAGUUCUGGGUCAAGUGAAAGUGCCAAGCCGUCGAAAAGGACGCAAAUACAAAGUAGUGCUGCAAGUGGUUGAAGGAAGCCAUCGACCACUGCUCUCGGCCAAGGCCUCGAGGGUGCUGGGAUUCGUGCGUUUCUGCAAAGCCGUAACCUUCGGUGGUCCAAACCCGGCUUUCCCCCCUUCGGAUUUGCUUAACAUCUACCGCGUGGAAGCCCAAAGACUCGCAGACAGCCACAAAGACCUGUUCAACGGCUACGGCAAGUUCGACGGCGAGAUUUCGCUGGAGGUUGAUGACUUGGUAGCCCCGUCGAUCCAGCCGCCACGCCGAGUCCCCAUCGCAUUGCGCGGUAAGUUGAAGCACGAGUUGGAAGUCAUGGAGCGAGAUGGAAUCAUCACCAAGGAGUCGGCCCACACGGACUGGGUCAGCAACAUACUCAUCGUGCAGCGCGGUGAUCCAAACAAGCCGAGCGUUCGCGUGUGCCUGGACCCAGUGCCGUUGAACAAAGCUCUGAAGAGACCGCACUUGCAAGAGACCGUCACACUGGAUGAAAUCCUUCCGGAACUCGGAAAGGCCCGGGUUUUCUCGACGGUUGACGCCAAAAAAGGGUUUUGGCACAUCGUGUUGGACGAGAAGAGCAGCAAGCUAACGACAUUCUGGACGCCUUUUGGGCGCUAUCGCUGGAUACGCAUGCCCUUUGGCAUAGCACCGGCUCCGGAGAUAUUCCAAAUGAAACUUCAAGGAACAAUCCAGGGUCUGGACGGCGUCGAAUGUAUUGCGGACGACAUUCUCGUCUAUGGGACCGGAAACACGAUGGAGGAGGCACUCAUUAACCACAACGAACGCCUCAAGAAGCUCUUCCGCAGACUCGAGGAGCACCACGUUAAGCUUAACCGAGAAAAGCUGAAGCUGUGCCAAACGUCCGUUAAGUUCUACGGGCAUGUUUUAACCGACCAGGGACUGAAGCCGGACGAGAGCAAGAUUUCGACGAUUCGCAAGUACCCAACGCCGACCAACAGGAAGGAGGUCCACAGGUUCGUCGGGAUGGUGAACUAUCUCAGCAAAUUUAUUCUGAACCUCAGCGCGAAUCUCACCAACCUGCGAAAGCUUAUCGUCGAGUCACAACCCUGGAAGUGGACAAGCGCAGAAGCGGACGAGUUCGAUCGUGUGAAGUCGCUGGUUUCAGACAUCGGCACGCUCUCGUACUACGACGUGAGCCAGCCGAUCACCAUCGAAUGCGAUGCAAGUUGUUUCGGGCUGGGUGCUGCCGUUUACCAAAACAACGGUGUCAUCGCCUACGCGUCGCGCACGCUGACGGACACCGAACGGAAUUACGCGCAGAUUGAGAAGGAGCUGUUGGCUAUCCUGUUUGCUUGCAUCCGUUUCGACCAACUCAUCGUAGGCAACCCGCAAGCAACAGUGAAAACGGACCACAAGCCGCUGAUCACCAUCUUCAACAAGCCGUUGCUCUCCGCGCCGAAACGACUCCAGCACAUGCUGCUGAACCUGCAGCGUUACCGUCUCUCGAUUGUCUUUGUCACGGGCAAAGAAAAUGUAGUUGCUGAUGCACUGUCACGCGCCCCGGAACCAAAGGAUCGUUUGCAGUCGAUGCAGCAGGUGAUCGAAUUUGUGCAGCGUGGAUGGCCAGCAUCUGCCGACCGAGUCUCGGAAAACGUUAAAGUUUAUUACGGCUACCGCGAGGAACUUUCCACGCAGAACGGUCUUGUCUUCCGUGGUGACCGCAUCCUCGUCCCGCACAUUCUCCGUCGCAAGCUGGUGGACAGCUGUCACGUCAGCCAUAACGGCGUCGAAGCCACCCUCAAGCUUGCCCGUGCUAACCUCUUCUGGCCGGGAAUGAGCUCCCAGAUCAAAGAGGUCGUAGCACGCUGCAACGUGUGUGCCAAAUUCGCCGCUUCUCAGCAGAAUCCGCCCAUGAAGAGCCACAGCAUUCCGGUCCACCCGUUCCAGAUGAUAUCGAUGGACGUAUUCUUCGCGGAGUAUCAAGGACACAAGCGAAAUUUCCUGGUCACGGUGGAUCACUACUCCGACUUCUUCGAGGUCGACUUGCUGAAGGACCUUACGCCGCAAUCCGUCAUUGCGGCCUGUCAGCAAAACUUCGCGCGGCACGGCACACCCCAAAGAGUGCUGCGUACAAUGGUACCAACUUCGUCAACCGACAAGUGGUGA
Messenger RNA from Culex quinquefasciatus (southern house mosquito), 3327 nucleotides. RefSeq lists its product as uncharacterized. The transcript is spliced from 2 exons. NCBI's taxonomy places the organism in Eukaryota, Metazoa, Arthropoda, Insecta, Diptera, Culicidae. Bases 1 to 3327 code for a protein of 1108 amino acids. Gene Ontology annotation, molecular function: nucleic acid binding. The record is from RefSeq and is a predicted model, not a curated record.